Molecule: messenger RNA, 1165 nt
Organism: Daktulosphaira vitifoliae (grape phylloxera)
Lineage: Eukaryota; Metazoa; Arthropoda; Insecta; Hemiptera; Phylloxeridae
Product: DNA repair protein XRCC3-like
Exons: 7
Coding region: 72-1031 (319 amino acids)
Biological process (GO): resolution of mitotic recombination intermediates; double-strand break repair via synthesis-dependent strand annealing; t-circle formation
Cellular component (GO): Rad51C-XRCC3 complex; replication fork
Molecular function (GO): ATP-dependent DNA damage sensor activity; four-way junction DNA binding; ATP binding
Source: RefSeq, a predicted model, not a curated record
UUGAUAAAAUUUAAUCAUUUUUUCAACACUGUGCUUGUAGUUAAAAUGUUUAAAAGUUUUAUGAUGUGACAAUGGAAUUAAAUCUAAAUGUUUUUGAUGACUAUACUAAAUCAUCUUUAAUAAAAGAAGGUCUUUUGACAUCAAAAAUUAUAUUUAAUCACACAGAAUUAGAAUUAAGAAAAAAAGCAAAUUUGACAGUUUCUGCUGCUAGAAAAGUAUUUAUUGAAGCUUCUAAAAUAAGUUUAUUACAGCAAAACAUGAAAAUUUCAAACCAAGUUAUCACUACUGGAUGUGAACAAAUUGAUAUAAUGUUGGGAGGUGGUCUUUUCCAGCACGGAAUCACAGAGCUUUCUGGAGAAAGUGGCUGUGGUAAAACACAGUUUUGUUUACAAGCCGCACUUACUAUUCAGUUACCAUCAUCAUUAAAGGGAGCAAAGUCUGGAGCUGUGUAUAUUUGCACAGAAGAUCAUUUUCCUUCAAGUAGAAUACAACAAAUGAUAAAUAAUUUACCAUCUAAAUACCAGAAUAAUAGUAAAAUUGAAAGGUUAGAAGUAUCUCAAGUGGAUUUUGGGGACAACAUUUUAAUCAACCUUGUUACUACAGUUGAAGACUUGAAAAAAUGUAUUUAUAGUAUGCUUCCUAAAGUACUAAAUCAUAAAUCUAUAAAACUCAUUGUUAUUGAUAGUAUUGCUGCUGUUUUUCGUGGAGAGUAUGAAAAGAAUGAAAUGCAUCGUAGAUCAAAAGAUCUAAGAGAUAUUGCGUGUUGGCUGCAUAAAUUAUCAGUAAGAUAUGGAUUAUGGGUUAUUUGUGUGAAUCAGGUAACAUCUUCACUAUCAGAUAUUGGUGGUAAAAAUUUAGUCCCAUCUCUAGGAUUAUCAUGGGCUAAUCUAGUAACCACACGAUUGUUAAUGUCUAAAAUAUUGUCUACUAGAUUUCUAGAAGUGAUAUUUAGUCCUCAUGCUGCAUCCAAACGUAUUCCUUUUAUUGUCACAGAUAGAGGAAUUGAAGCAAGAGAGCAUAUUGAUUCUUAAAAUAUUUCAUUAAAAGUCAAUUAUAAUACUUCAUAUUAAAUAAAAUUUCAAUAAGAUACAAUUUAUUAUGAAAAUACUUUUUAUAUUUUAUAAGAAUAUAUAUGUAAUUAUUAAAUAAUAUUUAUUAAUUUGUU